UUACAGCUAUUAUAGAAGUGGGUUUUUGUAAUACUUCCUAUUUGAGAGGAGUCCUUUUGAAGGAAUUACAUAGGUUCCUCCCCAUCAGCAAAUUAGUUCCUGACAGUUUGGAUUUUGAGCAUUUAGGGCGCAUGGCUUGAAGAUCCAUUCCAUUGAUAUGAUAGGCCUCACCAUUGAUGGGGGAGGCCAUGGAGAUCUCCCCGAAUCCGUAGAUCCCAACCCUUCGAUAUCAUGGCCUACAGAUAUACAGCUGAGAGGAAUAAAUAUGGCAAUGGUCCGCAUUCAAUUGAGAAAAAGAAAAACAUUAAAGGUUUGAAAUAUUUCAAGCUGGAAGAUAUCUAGAUAAUCCCCCAUCUAUGGUGAGGCCCAUCAUUUCAACGGUCUAGAUCAUUGAACCAUGGGCCCAACUUAAUUCCUGCCUUUUUCUUGAUGAAGAGUCAGAUAAGAGAAGAAAAAGGCAUUGUGGGGUGGGAAUAAGUGAUGUAUAAGAAUAGCUAUUUAAGUAGUUGAGGCUUCACAUUCUCUCAGUUUCUUAGGUUUGUUUCUUUUUUCUUUCUCCUUUGUGCUGAUGGAGCCUUCCCAACUCAUUGGAGGUACAGAAGAAUGUAACAGUAGUGAAUCUGGUUGGACCAUGUACAUUGCCUCCCCCAUGCAUGAUGUUGCUCUUAGUGAUGAUGAUCAUGAUGGUGAAGGUGAAGGUGAUGGUGAUGGUGAUAAUGACUGCAACAGUCAUGAUGAUGGCGACGGCAACAACAAUGACGGUGAUGAUGAUAGUGAUGACUCGAUGGCUUCCGAUGCUUCUUCCGGUCAGAGCCGCCGCGAACAUUCAUGCAAGCAUGGAGCAGUUGGUAACGGCAUUGACUGUUUGGAGCGUGACGAUGAGCAUGAGGAAGAUGAUGUUAUUGGCCGGACUUGCGUCGGUUAUCCGAAUAAGAAAGAUUGCAAACAAGGGGAGGAAAUGAAGGGUGGAGAGAGAAGGAUUCAAGGAGAAGAGAACAAGUUCCAUGUUUGCUCUACUACCAAAGCAAAGAAAACCAACUUGAAAGAAACACAGAAAUAAGACGUUUGUCUUCAAAUAAGGCAUUCUUCGUAGAAGUGUCUUCGUUGUAGUAGUAGCAGCUUGCAGAAGGAUUCUUAACUUAGUACUAAUGGGAUCAGGUAAGCUAGUUUGAAUUUUGGAUUGUACAAAACAAGAUCUUUGUAUUUCGUCUGAGUCCUAUCUUUUCGUUUUUGGCCGUAUGCACGUAUGAAUGAAUGGUGUUGAUGUA
Molecule: messenger RNA, 1268 nt
Organism: Magnolia sinica
Lineage: Eukaryota; Viridiplantae; Streptophyta; Magnoliopsida; Magnoliales; Magnoliaceae
Product: protein SOB FIVE-LIKE 1-like
Exons: 1
Coding region: 569-1060 (163 amino acids)
Biological process (GO): cytokinin biosynthetic process
Source: RefSeq, a predicted model, not a curated record